AUGAAUGACGAUGAACGCCAGCAACGGGCAGUGACCCUAUCACAAGAAGCAAUUGAAUUGGAUAAAGCGGGACGUUAUAGUGAGGCAUUCGACCGCUACCUACGAGCAUUGGAUCAAUGGACCAUUGUCUGUAAGUACCAACAAAAUCCAGUGCUACAGGAUCGCUUCUAUGCAAAAAUGCGAGAGUACGUGGAACGUGCAGAAGCAUUGAAGCAGAUGCUAAAGGCUGGUAAUGCGCUAAAUGAAACAAAAGCACCAUGUGUUGGUACCGAUGACUCCCAAUCUACAGGAAUAUCCGAACAGCUAGAGGCACUCCUAGAGGUUAAACGCCCUCAUGUCAAGUGGUCAGACAUUGCAGGGUUAGAAACAGCAAAGCAAUCAUUACAAGAGGCUGUGGUUUUCCCAAUGCGUUUCCCCAAUUUGUUUACUGGCUCAUUGAAACCAUGGAGAGGCAUCCUUCUCUAUGGGCCUCCGGGAACCGGUAAAACUUAUCUAGCCAAGGCUUGCGCAACAGAACUAGAUGCAUCAUUUAUCGCAAUAUCAUCAUCAGAUGUAUUGAGCAAGUGGCUAGGAGAAAGUGAGAAGUUUGUGAAGUCACUCUUCCAGGCGGCCAGAGAACGAGCACCCUGUGUGAUAUUUAUCGAUGAAAUCGAUUCGCUUUGUAGCUCACGUAGUGAAAGUGAUAGUGAAUGUGGACGCAGGGUGAAAACGGAAUUCUUAGUGCAAAUGCAAGGUGUAUCUGAAGACAGUGACGGCGUAUUGGUAUUAGCAGCGACUAACCUCCCGUGGGCACUGGACUCAGCCAUCAUACGAAGGUUUGAUCGGCGUAUAUACAUCCCACUGCCUGAUUUGCAGGCCAGGAGGCAGCUCCUGGAGCUGUCGCUGAAAAGUUGUGAACAUGAACUCACGAGUGAUGACCUAGAUGAAUUGGCACAAUGCACUGAAGGGUACAGUGGGUCUGAUGUCAACGUAGUAGUUAGAGAUGCGAGGAUGCAACCAUUGCGAAAAUGCCGAGAUGCGUCCUUCUUCAAAAAAGUAAUACGCAAUGGAGAGGAGUUCUAUACACCAUGCGCAGCAGAUGAUACAGAUAAAUCCAAGCGCAAAUGCAAUGUAAUGUCUAUUGAACCUAAUAAACUGGCAUUGCCACCGCUAACUAAGGAUGAUUUUAUGUCUAUUCUGUCACGAGCCAAGCCGUCGGUGGCUCCCGGAGGUCUCCAUUCUUACAUAGAAUGGACAGAAAAGUAUGGGCAACAAGGUAGCUAAAAACAAAACGCCUUCUGUGUAUUCACCAAACAGUG
Babesia bovis T2Bo is the source of this 1298-nucleotide messenger RNA. Its product is annotated as ATPase associated with various cellular activities (AAA) family protein. The record is from RefSeq and is a predicted model, not a curated record. The transcript is spliced from 5 exons. The coding region runs from base 1 to 1263 and encodes 420 amino acids. Lineage: Eukaryota; Apicomplexa; Aconoidasida; Piroplasmida; Babesiidae. Gene Ontology annotation, biological process: vacuole organization; endosomal transport. Gene Ontology annotation, molecular function: ATP hydrolysis activity; ATP binding.